This is a messenger RNA of Colletotrichum gloeosporioides, 789 nucleotides long. RefSeq lists its product as uncharacterized. Gene Ontology annotation, cellular component: fungal-type cell wall. Bases 1 to 789 code for a protein of 262 amino acids. The record is from RefSeq and is a predicted model, not a curated record. NCBI's taxonomy places the organism in Eukaryota, Fungi, Ascomycota, Sordariomycetes, Glomerellales, Glomerellaceae. The transcript has a single exon. Gene Ontology annotation, biological process: fungal-type cell wall polysaccharide metabolic process.
AUGAGUCAAAACACCACGAGCCCAAUCGUCCAAAAGCGAUGUUUAUUAUGGGACUGGACAAACACGCGCGACCGGCCAACCGCCAUCAACCAACUCUUCAAUGACUCCGGCGAAACACAGACUCCAGAAAAUACAUUGCCAUUCAAGUCGGUGCAUAACUGGAACGCAUGGUACCCGCCGGAGUUGAAGGGUCGGCUCCCUUUGCGGCCCAUGAUUCGCACACGUGCGCAGAUCGACACGGAAGAGUGGGAUUGGAUCCGUGACUCGGACGCGGAGAUGGUGCAUUACCUCAACGAACCAGAACGGCAAGGAAUCUCGCCUGAAGACGCCGCUGACUGGUGGCUGAAGAAGGUUGUCCCGGAGUUGCGGGACAAACGUGGGAAGAAACUUGUCGGACCUGCUUGCGCGAGUGACGAGGCGGGAGACAAGUGGCUUGCCACGUUCAUGGACCUCGUGGGAAAUUCAGGCAACGGGAAUCCAGACUUUCUUGGUGUCCACUACUACAGCGGUGAUUUGGAACAUGCAAAACGGUACAUCACCUCUAUGCACGAGAAGUACUGCCUCCCACUCAAUGUUUCCGAGAUCGCGUCCAUUAGCCGCGACGGAAAAGAGGUUGAGAGGUUCACAGAGAAGCUGAGCGAAUGGAUGGAUGCACAAGAAUGGAUCGAUGAGUACGGCUGGUUCGGGUGCAUGGCACACUGCGCCGACGAUUUUGUCAGCCCAGCGGCGCAGUUGAUGGAUGAUAAAGGCCAGUUUACGCCACUCAUGAGGCUCCUGAUGAAGACGUAA